AAAACAGGCCCAGCCACCACCUUUCCAUGGCACUGGCACCGGUUGUUGACUGCUCUGCUGCCUGCACACUAAUGGCGGUCUCUGUCCGUCUACAUAUAUAACACAGAGGGGGCCGCUGCAGGAGCGGGCGCGGAGCAACACCGUCCAGUCCAUCACUGCCCUUUGUUCUCCUCCACAGUCGCAGACAAAGCUGGUUCGUCUCGCGGAGAGGGGAAGCCGGGAAGGUGGAUAGGCGGCACCCACCCAUCACCCAUGGCUGGGUUGCAAAGAUCGGCGACCACGUUCAGACGGUCCGGCUCGUCGGGCCUGGUCUGGGACGAGCGUUUCCUGACCGAGGCCGACGCCGAGGCGAAGGCCGGCGCCGCGGAGGAUGCCGAGCAGCCGGAGCUCCGGCACUCGAGGAGCGUCGGCAUGCUGCGCCGUGCGGGCGGCGGUGGAGACAGCCGCAGCAAGAAGGGCAAGGAGAGUAGGCAGAAGCAGGCGGAGUCGGCGCGGCGCAGCAACCAGCAGGUGUUCCGGACCAAGGACGUGGCCCCGGACAUGGAUCCCCCCUCGCCGAGGGUGUCCGGCUGCGCCUUCUGCGCCGUCUUCCGCGGGGGCUCUGGCGGUACUGGCCGCAGGGCACAGGCACGCCGCCGGUCCAAGCCCAGGAAGAAGUGACGGCGUAGCAACACGUACGUACGUGCGGUACGUUGUUGUUUGUGCCAUCUGUAAAGUCCGGGCCAUGGUUGUUCGUGCGUGUACAUGUUUACUAUACUAAAUACUAGGGUCAUAUAUAGAUGAGCUUGCUACUCGGUAAUCGGUAUACGUACGCCAUUAUUUAGUUCAGGAUAGUUCCUCCUUUUUUGGGUCGGUCGGUUGGUUUCUUGAUCCAGAUCCAUGCUUUUGAGGUUUGGGCGACGGUUAGAUGUUACUUGUCUACUAUAUAUGCAGCAGCUAUUUAUGAGAUCUGGGGCUGUUGUUCUUGUUCUU
Molecule: messenger RNA, 972 nt
Organism: Zea mays
Lineage: Eukaryota; Viridiplantae; Streptophyta; Magnoliopsida; Poales; Poaceae
Exons: 1
Coding region: 253-660 (135 amino acids)
Source: RefSeq, marked validated